AUGCCUCCAAGAAUGAAACCUCCGAAACCUGCAAAAGAAGCAGUACCCCCGAAAAGACCGAGGGAAUCGACCCCUAGACCGGUCGGUAGAGCUAGAAAAGUAAAUAAAACAAAACUUAAAGUAAAAAAAGUUAGGACGAAAUUAAAAUUGAAAGGAUGGCUAGCGACACCGGCCGAUUGGACACGUUUCGAUGCCUGGGCGAAAAUCAAAGCGAAGCCGAAGAAGUUGCCGGAACUGGAGCCAAUAGUUAGAAUUUCGAAACCGUUGUCCCAGUUAAAGAAACGUAUCAAAACGUUGGCCAAACCCCGGGAAACGAUCGACAUGAGCGUUCACUGUAAAUUAGAUCUUGCGAUUUCGAAGGCAGCGUUGCAAGCCGUCCCGUCUAAGAGGACGAUGCUUCUCGCUCUCCCCAACAUAAAAUUAUUGGAUUUUGGCCGGAUUUAUUAUCAAGUAUCGCCGGCGGCGUUGAAAUACCGGCCGACCGAGAGAAUUCUGAAGCUUAGCAAGCCCCGCAUGCUCUUCCUUCCCGACGAGUGCAGGCCGUCGAAAUUGUUGUUGGACGAGAAACGGACCCCGGACGAGGAGAGAUUGAGGAAGUUGGCUUUGGCGAAAAAAUUGAUCGAUUGCCCCCAACAGUUGACCAAAGACGAGAUAGAAGAGCUUUUCACACCUCAUGGUAUAAUGAGAAGCGCGCUAACUUAUAAAAUCACACCUUGGAUGAGCUUUCUAGCGUUGCCCUCGUACAAGGUGAUAAAGGGGAGGAAGGAUCCGUUGGCGAAAACGUGGAAGAGAUUGUUGAUCAAGAAGAGGGAGGAGAGGGGUAGGGAGGCUUUGGCCGAGUUCAAGAAGAAGAGGCAGGAGGAGAGGAGGAAGGAGAGGAAGAGGAAGCCGGAGGAGGUUGAGAAGGAAGCGAAGAAACCGCCGCCGGACGUGAAAAAGAGGAGGAGGGAGGAGAAGGAGGAGCCGAAGAAGGAGAAAGAAACCGAGGAAGAGAAGGCGAAGAGAAGAAAAAUCGAGAAAAAUGCUUGGAGAUAUACGCCUCAUCCCUGCAAAGAUGACCCAUUUCGUAUCAAGAAAGCGGCUUUGAAAGGCAAAUCAUCUCCACGUACGGAUACUUUGUCGAAGCCAAAAAUUCGUAAAUGUAUGGCCCUCAAAGCUAAACCUUUCGACGUGAAAAAAGCUGCACUAUCCGCCACUCCUUCCGGAAGAGUGGAAUCAUUGGCUAGACCAAAGAAACCUUUGAGUCCUGUCGGAAAAAGACUACCGCGAGAGAAGGACAAAUACGGGAGACCAAUAUUUGAAAUGCCUGUUUACGGGAAAGUGUUACCGAAAACGAAGCCGUACAAGAUGGGCGAAUGCCCAGACGAUAAAGAAGAGAAGAAACCGGUUGUCAAGAAACGUCCGAUCGAUCCGAUUGCUUACGCGCCUAGCGUCGAUCCUUGCAUCGAGCCGGAAUUGGCGAAGAAGCAAAAGAUUGAAAGAAAAAGGGCCGAGAAAAUAUCGAAGAAGAAGAAGGUGAGAAAGGCGAAACCGAAGAAAAAGGUGAAAAAGCCUGAAAAAGUCGAGGAGGAUAAAAAGGAUAAAAAGGAUAAAGAGGACGAGUUGAAAGAGGAGCCGAUAAAGGAAGAGGAGGAGACGGAGGAAGAGGCGAUGGAAGAGGAGACGGAGGAAGAGACGGAGGAAUAUGAACAGAUAGUUACUCCAAUAAUAUGA
Molecule: messenger RNA, 1713 nt
Organism: Apis laboriosa (Himalayan honeybee)
Lineage: Eukaryota; Metazoa; Arthropoda; Insecta; Hymenoptera; Apidae
Product: DNA ligase 1-like
Exons: 8
Coding region: 1-1713 (570 amino acids)
Source: RefSeq, a predicted model, not a curated record